CGACGAUAUAUAACUAAACAUACGGGCAUCUAAAUUCUUAACAACAUGAAAACAAUAUUGUGCGGUUCGUGCAGUUGAAGCGCAGUUAUAAGUUUUUCAAAGUCAGACAGAGUUUAAACCAUGAGUGACGACCGUAGACGAGGAGAGGAUGCUGACGGGGACGGGGGCCCUGGCGCCCUCUAUAUGCCAUAUGUUCAGAUGGAGGACCUCCUAGACAAACUGAAACUCAUGGACUAUGAGAAGGAGUUUUGCAAAGAGUUUGGGUUCAAACCAUUCUCAAGACACUACUUUGCUCUCCCCACCAACCCUGGUGAGCAGUUCUUUGCAUUUACUUCACUAGCAGCAUGGCUGUUCCGUAAGACAGGAAUGCAGUUUGAUCAGCCACAGGAAUAUGAUGACCCAAAUGCAACAAUAUCCAGUAUACUUGAUGCCUUAAGGAGUUUUGGUCACUCAGUGGAUUUCCCGCCGUCCAAGUUAAAGCAGGGCUGUGGAGAGCAGUGUAUCUAUGUCCUGGCACGAGCCUCAGAUGAAGCCUUGAAGAAAACAGGAUUCAGCUGGAAAAAACCUAUUUACCCAGAAGAAGAGCAAGAGGAGGAUAAUGUUGUGGAGGAUGAAUCUGAAUUAAAUCUUCAGAAAGUGGAGGAUGAAAUGAUGGCGGAUGACACUGAAGAAGAAUUUGAAGAAGAAGAACAUUUACUGGACUUGGGAGGCAUGGGGAUGUCUAAGGAUUCUGGAGAAGGAGGGAAACCGGAGGAGAUCAUGGAGUCCAACACUGACGCGCACGAGUGGAAGUUGGAGGUGGAGAGAGUCCAGCCUCAGCUUAAAGUCACAAUAAGGACUGACAAUAAGGACUGGAGGGUCCAUGUGGAGCAAAUGCACACCCACAAAGAUGGCAUCGAGACUUCACUCACAGAGACAAAGACACACUUAGACAAGCUCCAUGAUGAGAUCACGCGGACCCUGGAGAAGAUCGGCAGCAGGGAAAAGUACAUUAACAACCAGCUGGAGCACCUGUUGAAUGAGUUCAGGUCCAUGCAGGACCAGGCUGCCGAGACGAAGGAGAGGUACAGGCAGGGAAGUGGUGGGGUCACUGAGAGGACGAGGGUGUUAGCAGAGGUAACAGAGGAGUUGGAGAGAGUGAAGAUGGAGAUGGAGGAGAAAGGCAGCAGUAUGACAGAUGGAGCCCCCCUGGUCAAUAUAAAGAAGGCAAUAGCCAAGAUCAAACAGGACAUGAACCAGAUGGACAUUAGGACUGGUGUUGUAGAGCACAUAUUACUACAGGCUAGGCUUAAAGACAAGAAUGAUGGCGGAACAGGACUGGAUAAUGAGGCUGAUAGUGACUUUGAGUACAAGGCAUAUUGAAGACAUUAAGUUAUUUGGUACAUAUUUAGGAAGUGUGGACAUUUUGUCCUUUCAAAAGGAAAGGAAAGGGAAAAAUGAAAAAAAAAGUGGAAUUGGCCUUGUGAACCUGAGAAACUACACGUCAAUUGAAAAACUGAAAAUAAAUGGCUUUGAAGAUAUUCUGAAUCAGAAGAAUACAAUUUUUUUAGUUCAUUCAGAGAUACCUUAUUUGUAAUAUAUAUAUAUAUAUAUAUAUAUAUAUAUAUAUAUUUAUGACCUCUAAGGAUUUUUUCUUUUUGAGAAAGAGACUGGCGUGGGCUAAUCUAAGUAGAGAACAAGAAACCAGAGAACGUUGAUGUACAACAAUUAUAGCAGUGUUAUCAAGCUAUCUAAUGAGUAACACAAUAACAUCAACUUCAAAUACUCGGGGUCUCAUCGAAUGUCCAUAUCUCAUAACCUUCCUUAUUGUUUGUGGUAUUUGAACUCUGAACAACUUCCUUCUUUGGUGAGUCAUCUGUUUUUGUGUAAUGUGAAAAUUUCCUUUCUUUAUCAUUAACUUCUGUCAGUUACAUUUUCAAUGCAUUACUCAGUUUAUUUAUAUUAUAAAAAGCUCUUGAAGGCUAGAGUUCCCAGGCAAAAUACAACGAAGGUGCUGUCCCUAUCAGCUAGGAAGUGCAGGGAUGCAAAAUGCAAGGAAGUAGUGUUACUAUACUAUAACCUGGACUCACUCCACAUUAAGCGGUAUAUUUUUGCAAUACAACUAUCGGUACAUUUUGAGAGAUCGUAAUGAAGUUGCGUUACAGGAGGUUUACUCCCUUUCUUAAGUUCUCCGCUAGUUUUAUUUAGGUAACUCUUACGUAAUAGGUGAAUAGAUAUUUAUUUUUACUGUUUGCUAGCAGAAGGCAAUUGGUAAUAUUUUAGCAAAAGCAUGCGACGCAGUUAAUUAAACAAACAAACAAACAAACAAACAAACAAACAAAACAGUCGAUCAAGUGAACAGUCAUUUACUUUGCUUUUCUGCCUCCGAUGGAAUAGUCUGGCUGUUUUGAUAAAAACCAACAAGUUGUCAUUCUCUUGAAGUAUCGCUAACGUAUAUCGCUCUUUGUGGAAUGGGUCUGCACCACCCGGGUAGACCGCAACUUAAACUUCAAUGUGGAAAAGCUAGUGAGUCACGCCUGUCUCUUCUUAAACACUGUUCUCUGACAGACCAAAGAUGGAGUCUACGUCUUUUUUUAGACUUAAAAAAAAACAAUGUCUAUGUAUUUUUAAAACAAGUUAAGAACGUCAUUCAUUUCUUUCUCUGAGACGGUGCUUCUGGCAUCUUUACUUUUGACAAACUAGGAUAACAGAGCCAAAUAUGGCAUGAUAUUUAUGUACAAAUAGGCGUUAACCGCUCUUUCCCAAAGACUCAUUAGUGAGUGAUUCAUAUGAUAUGACUGCCAAUGAUUUGUGAUAUUUUUAUAAAGGAUGUGUCACCUUUCUCCCCAAGAUACGAUAAUAAAUGUCUAGACUGCUUUGUGGUUUAACGAAGAAGAAAUAAUGAAAUCUGCGUCGAGACACGUCUCUGUUGACAUUCCAUUUAAUGUCUCAUAUCCUUUUUCCGUCCUCACUGUUGGUGUAAUUUGUUUUUAUUAAAGAAGCGUUCGAUCUGUACUUGGAA
Molecule: messenger RNA, 3001 nt
Organism: Lingula anatina
Lineage: Eukaryota; Metazoa; Brachiopoda; Lingulata; Lingulida; Lingulidae
Product: intraflagellar transport protein 57 homolog
Biological process (GO): non-motile cilium assembly; intraciliary transport
Cellular component (GO): microtubule organizing center; Golgi apparatus; cilium
Source: RefSeq, a predicted model, not a curated record